AUGAGCUCGUCGAUGCACUCACGCUUCAGAAAACUUGUCGGCUCGACUCGAAGAUCCAGCAACAACUCCCUCACCUCCAACACCAACUCCUCCCAGACCACCCUCGCCGCCCCCACCUCCUCGCCCUCCCCCAACCCCAACGGUCAGCAGCAGCAGCAACCGCCCUCCUCGGCCGCUGCCAGCACCACCUCGACCUCCUCCGCCCUCAGCGCCUCCAACGCCUCCACCGCCCAGCAGGCGUCGGCGUCGAGCACCUCGCUCGCUCAAAUGAACCCCAACAACCCCCAGCAGCCGCUUGGUCGGCCGCCUUCAUACCAGUACGCCAACCAGGGCAAUGGCAAUCUUGGUGCGCCGCCCCAUCCUAACUCAGGCAGACCCUCGAGUCCUAUGCCCCCGCCGCCCAUCAAUACCGGCGGCGGCCACGCCUACGCUCCCGCCCACAACCAGAACAUGUACAACCAGCCUGCCCCGCCAGGCUACCCCAUGAACAACCAGCCUUCUGGCUAUGGCUACGGCGUGCCUGCACCCCAAGGCCCAAACUCGUACAACCGUCUGGCAGAAGUGGAGGGCAGCGCGCGUAGCAAAGCGCAGCUCAUCGUGGGCAUUGACUUUGGAACCACCUUCUCAGGUGUGGCUUUCGCCUUUGCUACGAAUACCGAGGCCAAAGAAGAUAUCAUCGUCGAAUGGCCAGGAGCUGGUACUCAGACGAAGCAAAAGAUUCCAACAGUCCUCUACUACGACCAGCACCAGCAGGUCGUUGGGUGGGGUCCUGAUAUUGCUGAAGCUCUCGCGCCCACCGGCUACCCCAAGCCUGGCGUGCAAAAGGUAGAGUGGUUCAAGCUUCAGCUGAUGUUGAGCGGCAACACCUACAUAGAUCCAAUCAACCUGCCACCGCUUCCACCGGGCAAGUCAGAGAUCGAUGUCGCCGCAGAUUACCUCUUCAAGCUACGACAGGCAAUGCGCAACCAGCUGCAAAAGACUCUGGGAGAGGUCUUCAACCGAGAAGAGCGCAACAUUCGAUACUUCUUGACAGUGCCUGCUAUCUGGAACGAUGCUGGCAAAGCCGCAACCAGAGCCGCCGCCAUUCAAGCUGGUUUCCUCCGUGACGAGAACGACAACCGAUUGACACUGAUCACAGAACCAGAAGCUGCCGCCAUGUUCUGUUCGAAGACCGGCCUUUUGAAUCUGAAAGUGCACGAUGCUGUUCUGAUUGUCGAUUGCGGUGGUGGUACUGUCGAUUUGAUCGCCUACGAAGUUGAAGAGGAGAGCCCAUUCACGGUCGCUGAGUGUACAGCUGGUUCGGGUGACUCUUGCGGUUCCACCGCGCUCAAUCGCAACUUCUCCAACAUUCUGCGAGCCAAGAUCAGGAAGAUGAAGCUGCCAGAUGGAUCAAAGACUGCCGGAAAAGUCUAUGCCAAGUCGAUCAUGGAUUUCGAGAACAGAAUCAAGGCCGAUUUCCGAAAUAACGGCCAGAAGUGGGCAGUCGAUGUUGGUAUCGAUGCAGAGUUCCCAGAAGCUGGCAUUGAAGAAGGCUACAUGACAUUCACAAACGAGGAGAUUCUGCAAUGUUUCGAACCUGUGGUCAACCGCAUUCUGGAACUGGUUAGGAAUCAGAUCAUUGCCAUCCAAGCGCAGAACCGAUCAUUGCAGAAUGUGUUGGUCGUUGGUGGUUUUGGUGCCUCCGAGUACCUCUUCCAGCAGAUCAAACUGCACGUACCGCCGCAGUUCCAGAACAAGGUUGUUCGACCCAUGGACUCUGUGGCUGCCAUUGUGAAGGGUGCUGUCACGGCCGGUAUUACCGAGCGUGUCAUCACCUCCCGUGUUGCAAGAAGGCAUUACCUCAUGGCGACCCUGCAGCCUUUCAAGGAAGGUCACCACCCAGAGCAGUACCGUGUUCCAUCCCUCGACGGCAAGGACCGCUGCAAGUACACGAGGCAAAUCUUUGUGCAGAAGGGCCAGCGAGUCAAGAUCGGCGAGCCUGUCAAGGUGUCUUUCUUCCGACAAGUCGCUCCUGGUGCGACACUCAUGUACGAAGAUGUGCUGUAUGCUUGUGAUGAGGACGUCUGCCCUGAGUACACCAAGGAUCCACGCAUCAAGGAGAUCGUCACCCUCACAUCUGAUCUCAGCCGAAAGAAUCUCGAGAAAGACUUCGAACGUAUGGACACCCCACAAGGAACCUUCUACCGCGUCUACUUCGACAUCUACCUCACUCUGGACGGCUCGGAAUUCAACGCCGAGCUGGUGUGCCAGGGUGAAGUCAUGGGUCGCUGCUCUGCCAGAUUCAGAUAG
This is a messenger RNA of Zasmidium cellare ATCC 36951, 2289 nucleotides long. RefSeq lists its product as uncharacterized. The coding region runs from base 1 to 2289 and encodes 762 amino acids. NCBI's taxonomy places the organism in Eukaryota, Fungi, Ascomycota, Dothideomycetes, Mycosphaerellales, Mycosphaerellaceae. Gene Ontology annotation, molecular function: ATP binding; ATP-dependent protein folding chaperone. The record is from RefSeq and is a predicted model, not a curated record. The transcript has 5 exons.